Molecule: messenger RNA, 580 nt
Organism: Nasonia vitripennis (jewel wasp)
Lineage: Eukaryota; Metazoa; Arthropoda; Insecta; Hymenoptera; Pteromalidae
Product: lipase 3-like
Exons: 3
Coding region: 2-580 (192 amino acids)
Biological process (GO): lipid metabolic process
Source: RefSeq, a predicted model, not a curated record
CAUGAUAAUGAAAGAAAAUUAUCCUUUGGAAACUCAUACAGUGGUGACAGACGAUGAGUAUAUGUUAACUGUUUAUCGCAUACCAGGACCUUUGGGUUCUAUUCCUGUAUUUUUACAGCAUGGACUUUUUGAAAGUUCAGUUGACUGGUUGCACAGUGGUAGAAGAAAAUCACUUGCAUAUAUAUUAUCUAAUCAUGGAUAUGAUGUGUGGUUAGGAAAUGCAAGAGGUAGUACUUACUCUAAGCGCCAUAAGCGAUUAUCAACAAGAAAUCCAGAAUAUUGGGAUUUUAGCUGGAAUGAACUGGGAGUGUAUGACAUACCGGCUUGUGUCACAUACGUUUCAAGAAUAGCAAACAAUACCUUAUGCUAUAUUGGACAUUCAAUGGGUACCUCGUCAUUUACUGUAAUGGCUGCUGAAAAACCGCAUAUUGCUAAAAAUAUACGAGCAAUGUUUGGACUUGCACCUGUAGUUUAUGAAUAUCAUAUAAAACAGCCAAUAUUGAAAUUUUUAUCUAAAUUUACAAAAGCAUUUCAGGUUAAUGUAAAAUUACUUUCAUUAGGAUAUGGAUAUUUAUCUUAG